AUGAAAGUUUUUGGAGGACUCAUCGCCGCUUCUAGCGCAACUCUUAUGUUCGACUCUCGAAUGAACGCGAGUGAGGGAGCCAAGUGCUUCGUUGGCUGCCAGCAGGAGCUCAUCCAGACUUAUUUCCGAUGCCAGAUCGAGUGGGGAUCCGGAACUGACGAUUUCUACAGAUGCUACGCCGGUGCCGAGGAAGAAUUCGAAAGAUGCUGGUUGGACGAAGAAACCGGUUGCCCAGAUGGCUGUGGCAAAGUCUGCGGACCUGAUUUCUUCGCCGGCACCGAUCUCUGCUACGAGCUUCUUGACCAGGGAAUCAUCGAAGGCGAUAUCCCGCUCACUCUCUGCAUCAACAAAUUCGCGCUCGAACUGAUCACUUGCGCUGAGAAGUGCAUUUGCGAUGUGCAGACUGAAUGCGAAUGCGUUCCCGUCCAGCUGCCAUUCUUGGAGCUUCCUGGAGGUGCCCUCUUCAAGAAUUCAAAGCACAGUCAUGCAAAAUUCAUCGACGUCCAGAACUCAAGAACUCGUGCCUCUCCAUCUCUUCCCGAGGAAUUUGUUUCAAUGAAUGCUUUCGAAUGGGACUCGUUGAGACUCAAUCCCAUCCCAGAUCCAACGCCUCCAGAAGCCGCCAAUUUUACAGAGAUUUACUGUGACUGCCAGGCGUUAGCUGAACACCGACUUUAUUCAUGCACUCCAAAUACGAUUCAAAUAAUCUUCACGAUUAUUGGCAUUUGCUCGGUCGCGUUUCUUCUGUUGAAAGCUUCCCUCGAUCUUUCAAAAAUAAUCUUUUCUCAUCUUCGAAAAUACAAUGAAAAAUUAAGGAAGGGAAGCGAAAAGCUUUUCUCCUUCCGCAAAGGAUACAGCUUCGAAACCAACGCAAUCCAUGGCGGAUACGAACCAAGUGAUGCAAAUUUCAACUCUGUUUCUCCUCCGAUCAUGACGACUUCGACAUACAAAAUGGCGGAUAUUGGAAUCCCGGACCUGACUAACGGGACGUACAUCUACUCAAGACUUGGAAAUCCAACGCGAGAAAGCCUCGAGAAAAAUAUCGCCAAGCUUGAAAACGCCAAGCAUGGUUUCGCCUUUGCGUCUGGAAUGGCUGCGAUUACUGCUUGCGUCCAGUCACUCGCUCAGGCUGGCGAUCAUGUGAUUUGCGGUGAUGACGUCUACGGAGGAACAAACUGGUUCUUCAACAACUUUGCGAAGAAAAAUGGCCUCGAGAUGGAUAUGGUCGAUACUAGGAAAAUUGAAGAGCUGAAUAAGAAAAUCAAAAAUAACACGAAACUUGUUUUUCUUGAAACGAUAACGAACCCUCUUCUCCGCGUCAAUGAUGUGCCAGCCAUCGCGAAAGCCGUUCAUGAAAUCAACAAAGAAACCCUUGUCAUUGUCGACAAUACUUUUCUCACUCCCUGGAAUUUCCAGCCACUCGAUCACGGAGCCGACAUUGUUGUUCACUCGGCCACCAAGUAUCUGAAUGGCCAUAGUGACUCACUUUCCGGGCUUGUCGCAACUAACAGCGAUUCGAUCAAGGAAGCCUUGUUCACGGCUCAAGUUUACCUAGGAGGCGUACCUUCUUCAUUUGAUGCCUAUCUUGUCAAUCGCGGAAUAAAGACCCUUCAUCUAAGAAUGCAAAAACACCACGAAAAUGCGCUCGAAAUCGCUCAGUGGUUGGAUCAAUGCGAACGCAUAGACACUGUCUGGUAUCCAGGUCUUCAAUCCCAUUCAGAUUUUCAGACGCUCAAGAAGUUCUCCAAAACUGCUGCUGGAAUGAUAACUUUCACUUUGAAAGCUUCCGAAAACGAAACCAGAAAAUUUCUACAAUCGACCAAAAUCAUCUCGCUUGCAGUGUCUUUGGGAGGCUACGAGUCACUUUUCCAGCACCCGUAUUCAAUGACACAUGCGAAUGUCACUGAAGAACACAAAGAAAAAAUCGGCAUCACAAAAAGCAUGAUCCGACUCUCCGUAGGGCUUGAAAACGCUCAAGAUCUUAUUCGAGACAUCAAAAAUGCAAUUCGAAUAGCGCUUCCUGAAAAAGAGCCCCCGAUAAAGCAACUUCCAAACGGCUCAUAA
Molecule: messenger RNA, 2064 nt
Organism: Oikopleura dioica
Lineage: Eukaryota; Metazoa; Chordata; Appendicularia; Copelata; Oikopleuridae
Source: the annotation of a GenBank genome assembly